AAUUGAAAUCGUCGAGGACUAUAUAGACAAGAUGUAAAGUUGCAGGUGUGGCGAUAUGCAUUAUCAACGACCUACAUGCAUGAAACGAUUUGAUUCGCGGACACAUGAAUCAAGAUUUGGAAUCCAUGGAUAUUUUGCCACAUUCUUGAGGGAAUUUCUAUUCCAACAUGGAAGUACAGGAGAACUUAAAAAUGCUCUGAAAAAAAAUAUUUCGUCCCUCAAUGUUUAAUCAUCUAAAUCUACUAUGACCAUGAUCUUUGUUCGAUGGAUCGACGUUAAAGCGUUAACUUUUCUUGGGGUCACCGUAUCUUUGAUGAUAUAUAUUGUGAUAUUGAACUAUGGAUCUUCCGUUUUAUUCAAUUAUCAUAUCGACGCCAUGCCUUACAAGAGGGCACCGAUAUUCGUUAAGUCGAUUCUGAACAGCACAGUCGUUCAAGCGCUACGCAGAAAGAAAGUCGGGACGAAAAUGCAUCAAAAAAGGCCAAUAAAGAUAUUCCAUGGCAACAACAAGACAGCUAUAAGUGAAAUACCAGAGCGAGUGGAGUCUUGCGCUCUUGUUGGGAAUUCAGGAAUACUUUUGAACAGCGGUUGUGGCCAUCUGAUAGACAAAUCCGACCUGGUUAUCCGGAUGAAUUUGGCCGAGUUUGGUCACGAGUACUCCCCCGACGUGGGUUCGAAGGUAUCCUUUAUGACCAUCAACGGGGAACAGUGCAGACUCUUACAAUCUUGCUUCGCAAAUAAAAAGAAAGAAAAUGAAUCAGCCUCUGAGUGGUUGACAAGAAUACCAGCAGAGUGCGGCACUACGAUCAGCAGGCUUAAACUACUAAAGAAUGAUAGUGUCCUUUGGGCAUCUCGGGGCCAUGCUAGCAAGAUAGUUCGUCUUCUCCCUCAUCUGAGAGAACGGUUUCAUCUUUUCUUCAGCCAUGGCAUCAAUUAUCGACCUUUAAUUACACCCGCAAUCCGGUUGUGGCAUUUUAGAGCGCCAUCGUCUGGCUUAACCCUUCUCGCACCCAUGAUUCAACUGUGCGAUGAGGUAUCGUUGUUCGGAUUCUACCCAUUCCACACGGACCAGUAUAAUCAGACAAUUCUACAUCAUUAUUAUGAGCCGGAGGUAUACUUGAACUAUACAACAAAUGCCCACAAAAUGCCGGAAGAAUAUCAGUUUCUCUUAGACCUGGAAAAUAUGGGCGCGAUCAGAAUUAUCAACAAUUGCACCCCAAGCAAUUAGGAUUUGUCCCAUUGGCGAACUGAUGGGGGAACGGGGGGGGGGGUAUGGUAUAUGAUAAAGAAUAUUUUGAUUUGGUGGAAGAAACGGGAUUUAGCAUUAAUGGGUAUAAUAUCAUUAAAACCUUUGUAUUAUCUACAUUGAUAUUUCUUCACUCUAAAAACAAAUCAGUCAAAAAUGAAUAGGUAAUAUAGGGUCAGCUGGGUGCAACUGUUAUUCUUGUCGUAUUUGACUAUUUUCUGAUCGUAUUUUACUAGAACAGGGUUAUUUCUGACUAGGAUAUAGUCAGAAAUGUGACUAGACAUAUCAGUUGCACCCAGCUGACUAUACUGGUCAGUUUUACUGACUUGUUUUAAGAGUGUUCUCUCACCCUUGUCCAGGGAAUGGAUAGGAAAUUGAUCUUUGAACUUUUAUGGAGUGGUAGAGAUAAAUUCAAGACGAAUAUUUAUUGUUUAUUUAAAUUAUGAUAAGGCUGGUCUUAAAAUGACAGAUGUCCGGUUAUUCACUAAGGCACAAAGAAGUAUGUGGAUCAACAUACUUAUAUUGGGAGAACCAAAUAUGAAAUGGACACAAUAUUUCAGAUAGUUAGCAUGGGAUGUAGUUCUUUGCUAAUUUUCUUUGAUAACCUCUCAAUGAAUUUAAUAGAAUUUGAAGUGCCGGACUUUUUUACAGAAAUAAUGUAUUUUUUAAAGAAGAGAGGAAUACAAGAAAUGAGAUUAUUCUUAAUGAUAGGUUUAUCCCUCUGGAUGGACAAACAUAACAAUAUUGAUGAAAUGGUUUUUUUCAAGAAUAUUUAUACAAACUUCAUCAUUGUAGAUAAAGAUGAUAAAAUCUAUUUCGACCUUUUCAAAUGGGUUUAGAACGUUUGGAAAUAAAAAAAAAAGAUACUCGAAAUUUUCAACAAUAUUCGAUGCUUUUGGAAGGAUUCCCUGAAAAAGAAUGGUCAAGGACUCAAGGUGUCAAAGAUAUUGAUUUAAAUUUGGAUUUUUAAUUUAAGGAUAGAUCCUUUUUUUUUCUUGCAAGACAUCACAUCAUAGAGAAUAUGAUGCUGUCUUAAACAUGAAAAUGGAAAUACCCCCAGGCAUUUAGAAAGGCUGAUGAAGGUAUACAAGAAAAGACAUUCCUAUCAUUUUUUUUUCUAAAAACCACGUAAAUCCACUCUUAACAGCAGAUUCGGAAAAUUCAGAUUAAAAUAUUACAUGAUAUAAUAUACACAAAAAUAUUUAUAUAUGUUUAAAAUGACUACUCAUGGUUUAUGUUCGCUUUGCAGUAAAUAAGAAUAAACCUAUAUAAGGUUAAUGAAUGUUUUUCGUGUGAUAGAAUAAAGACUUUAUGGAAAAGAGUGUAGGAAUAUGCUCCAACUCCUUAAUACUACCAAGGAGAGGUGAUAUCUCCUUGAUAUUAUCAAUAUAGAUUUAAAGACGUCCACGUUGGCGUGGAAGGAUCAACUAAAGAUGCUAAAUUAUUGAAUCACAUUAUAAUCCUAUUAAAGUAUAUGAUUAGUUC
This is a messenger RNA of Lytechinus pictus (painted urchin), 2731 nucleotides long. RefSeq names its product CMP-N-acetylneuraminate-poly-alpha-2,8-sialyltransferase-like. The record is from RefSeq and is a predicted model, not a curated record. Bases 245 to 1228 code for a protein of 327 amino acids. Gene Ontology annotation, biological process: N-glycan processing; oligosaccharide metabolic process. Lineage: Eukaryota; Metazoa; Echinodermata; Echinoidea; Temnopleuroida; Toxopneustidae. The transcript has 4 exons. Gene Ontology annotation, molecular function: alpha-N-acetylneuraminate alpha-2,8-sialyltransferase activity.